Temnothorax curvispinosus is the source of this 2847-nucleotide messenger RNA. RefSeq lists its product as uncharacterized. The record is from RefSeq and is a predicted model, not a curated record. The annotation marks the transcript as partial. The transcript has 3 exons. NCBI's taxonomy places the organism in Eukaryota, Metazoa, Arthropoda, Insecta, Hymenoptera, Formicidae.
UCUGCGGGACGCGCAGCGUCGCGGCGUCCUCCGUGUCUCCGGUAUCCUCUACCGAUCUCGCGCGUCUGUCCGUCCGUCAGCGAUCCUAAUAUACCGAGCGGCGCGAACGGUCGUCUUAGGGUCCAGUGCGACGAGAACUGUCGGAGAGGAGGGAUUGGAGUAUCCAUAAGGGGGGGCAUGUGGGGGAACAAUAAAUUCGAGAAAAAUAUGAUACAUGACGCCAUGAUAAGAUGCUUCUUAUCACUGUGACGAUCACGGGACGUCGAGCGUCCUUCUCGAGCGCGGAGAGUUACGUCGAUUGCCGUCCGGAAGGAAUACGAUAGCUCGUCCCGAGGAUCACGCUUACAUUUUUCAUUCUCCAAUGUUUUUAUCGUUUCUUUUCCCACUUGAAUGUCCCGAUGACCGGACAAUGGCUGAGAAUAAACUGAUACACGCGACACGCCUGUAAUCCGUCGUGACUUCGCAUCACGUGUGUUUAAAAUACCGCGAUCGCACGGUAUCGCGAGGUAUCGACGCUCGCCCGCGAUUGAACUUUGGAUGUUAACGCGCCGCGAGCUGGUGGCACCAUUCGUUUCUGAGGAACGCAAAGAAAGGAACAAAGGCCGAUUUACUUGCGAUCAGUCAGUGGUCUCUCUGGCGCGAUUACGAUGGACGUACCCAAGUGCACGGACGAUCGAUGCGUAAAUGUUUCGCUGAAUCUAUAGAUUGACACAAAAGAACGAGAAACGCUCGACGCGGAGAGGACUCCGGCGUGACUUCGGCGAAAUUUUUUUUUAAAUGGUUAGACAGCACAUGAAAGAUUGCUUUGAGGCACAGGAAUAUCGAGAUUCGGCAGUCAUGUAGAAGAAGGUCGACGUCGGAUCAAGGGUUUUCGCAUUGAUUUCCGGGAGAGGUCAACGGCGACUUCAAAUCGCUCGUUUUUUAGCCCUGAACAAAGCGAGAAAUGAAAUUUUGAGGGGGUUGGGAGAUACCUGCGAGACUCGGCGAGUUCUGUGAUUCGAGCGAGGAGAAAGCGACGAGAAAAGGAACGGAACGUUUCCAACAAGAUGUCGUGAACGUUUCGAGGGAACGCUGGACUGUCUCUGGCGCGCAAAUUUUGGGAAUUUUUUGCGAGUGGUGGAAGAGAAGUUCCUUGUGUUUGGUUUUCUGAAGUUGAACGAGACUUCGGGGGCCAGCUUGCCCGGAAAAUUGGCAGUGUUAGUUCGCGGGGAUUUUCAAAGUGCAUCGUGGAAGACCGCGCAAGAUUCUACCUAUGAGUGAUGCUUUCGGACGUAACGUCGGCGAAAGUUCGGCCGUUAGUUCCGCUCCGUUGAACGAUACCGAGGAAUCUUCUUCACAGAGGGCUGAUUCCACCGCGCGAUUACGCGAGGCGGAACGACGUGGUUGAGAGAUCCCAAAAAGAGCCCGCCGCGCAAAACGGUUGCAUCUCUCGCUCCCGCCGAUUCAUUUAUAAUAAUUGAAGCGAUCCGUGCGUCGCACGAACGGUCGCGGCAGCGUAUCGUCAAUGGCGCACAUCCAAUCUCUGAUCGCCGUAUUAGGUUACGGAUUCCGCGCGAUAUCGCGGAUAUUGCCCGUUCCCGUAUCAGUGUACAUCCCGACGAUCUGGUUCAGCUCGCGAAUCGAUCAAAAGAAACGAGCGCUCUUACUUCCGUAAGGUCGGAGUUCACGGAUGUAAGCAAGCUCGUAGACUCGAGGCUAAAAAAAAUUUAAUAUAAGGAAGAAACGGAAUCUAUAUAAAAAAUCCACGAACGCUUAAAACAAAUGGUUGAAAUUAAUUAAAUAAAAUGAGAUUAAAGUACAAUCGUGCGCUUAGGUGUAUCCGUGCGCCCGUAACACGACGCACACAAACCUAGUGAAUGUGAAAAGUGUCGGCUCCGUUAUAUCGCGCUUGUUCGUAACUCCUCCCUCGUCGGGUUUCGUUUAUAUCGCGCGCGCGCCUGCUCAUUCUCAUUCUCUCAAGCAGUGCGCGAAUAUAUACGUAUAACACGAGUGGUAGAUCGCGUGCCCGCGAUCUCGUGCCCCCGACGCUUGUCGUUACACGUCUGAUCCGUAAGUGUAACGAAACUUCCUGUAUGUACGCGGUAUCGCGCCCUGUCACGGUACCGUAAAAAUUCGCGUUGCUGUGGACCGGUCCGCUGUUCGCACGGACGGAGGAUCUGAUCCUCUAAUAACAGAGAGGGAGAGACGACGAUUCGGCCGAGAGGGAGAUAUGUGCGGCGUGGGAUACUCGUUUCGGAUCGGACUCGACUAUCGGAAGUCCGUACGAAUUCGUCGGUACGGCGACACUAUUUAGGCACCUAAAACGAUCCGUGGGCAGGACGAGGGGGGAAAAGAAGGAGAGAGGAGGUGUACGUGAGUCGAGGGAGUGCGUGAGCGAUUCUAAUCAACGUCAAUUGAGUUAGAUUAGGGUCGAAGUGGUUCUGAAAGGGGCAUCGAUAAAAGCCAUGGGCAUCAUGGAUGCGUGGAAGGGCGGCCGGAUAAUCUAUGCUUAUCUCAUAUGGGUUGUCUUCAAGGCUGCCACAGCGGGGGGACUUUAUGAUGCCAUGAAUUCGUUGAUGGAGGACGUCGUCGUGGAGGCGGGGAAGAACGUCACGCUGGGCUGUCCGGGGGUGACGGAGAAUUCGCUGGUGUUGAUGCUCGAGUGGCGGGCAAACGGGAUGCGGCUGCUCGAGUACAAGAGCAAAAGCACGACUGUCGUGCAACGAACAGAACAGAACAGAAUGUCCCUGUCGUUGAAAAAUUAUUCGCUGCAGCUGCAUCCCGUCACCGCCGCCGACAGCGGUACGUACGAGUGUCUCGUGAACAACCGGAAUGCGCCGGAAGCCGUGAUCAAGCUCAUCGUUCGAG